UUGUCCGUGCUUACGCGGACGGACGGCCGGGCUCUGGAGCACGUGACCUGCGAGGAGGCUGCGACUCAAGGCCAUUUUCAAAUCUCAUUGGCUUGGUUGUCAUGUGGUCGGCAGAGGCAUCCACAAUUACACGGGGAAUGUUUUCCUAGAGAUGUCAGCCUACAAAGGACACAAUCUCUCUUCUUCAAAUUCCUCCCCAAAAUGUCCUUUCCCAACAGCUCUCCUGCUGCUAAUACUUUUUUAGUAGAUUCUUUGAUCAGUGCCUGCAGGAGUGACAGUUUUUAUUCGAGCAGCGCCAGCAUGUACAUGCCACCACCUAGCGCAGACAUGGGGACCUAUGGAAUGCAAACCUGUGGACUGCUCCCGUCUCUGGCCAAAAGAGAAGUGAACCACCAAAAUAUGGGUAUGAAUGUGCAUCCUUAUAUACCUCAAGUAGACAGUUGGACAGACCCGAACAGGUCUUGUCGAAUAGAGCAACCUGUUACACAGCAAGUCCCCACUUGCUCCUUCACCACCAACAUUAAAGAAGAAUCCAAUUGCUGCAUGUAUUCUGAUAAGCGCAACAAACUCAUUUCUGCCGAGGUCCCUUCGUACCAGAGGCUGGUCCCCGAGUCCUGUCCCGUUGAGAACCCCGAGGUUCCUGUCCCUGGAUAUUUUAGACUGAGUCAGACCUACGCCACCGGGAAAACCCAAGAGUACAAUAACAGCCCCGAAGGCAGCUCCACAGUCAUGCUCCAGCUCAACCCUCGUGGCGCGGCCAAGCCGCAGCUCUCGGCUGCCCAGCUACAGAUGGAAAAGAAGAUGAACGAGACCGCAAGCGGCCAGGAGCCCACCAAAGUCUCCCAGGUGGAGAGCCCGGAGGCCAAAGGCGGCCUUUCCGAAGAGAGAAGCUGCCUAGCUGAGGUCUCCGUAUCCAGUCCUGAAGUGCAGGAGAAGGAAAGCAAAGAGGAAAUCAAGUCUGAUACUCCAACCAGCAAUUGGCUCACUGCAAAGAGUGGCAGAAAGAAGAGGUGCCCUUACACUAAGCACCAAACGCUGGAAUUAGAGAAAGAGUUCUUGUUCAAUAUGUACCUCACCCGCGAGCGCCGCCUAGAGAUCAGUAAGAGCGUUAACCUCACCGACAGGCAGGUCAAGAUUUGGUUUCAAAACCGCCGAAUGAAACUCAAGAAGAUGAGCCGAGAGAACCGGAUUCGAGAACUGACCGCCAACCUCACCUUUUCUUAGGUCCGAGGCCGGUGAGAGGCCAGGAUCAGAGAGGGGGCACCGAGUUCCAGGGCCCAGUGCUGGAGGACUGGGAAGGCGGAAACAAAACCUUCAUUGCUCUUUGUUUUUUGUUUUGUUUUGUUUUGUUUUCCUGUUAGAAUGUGACUUUGGGGUUAUUCUGUUCGUGCUGCAAGUGAUCUGUAAUCCCUAUGAGUGUGUGUGUGUGUAUAUAUAUAUAUAUAUAUAUAUAUAUAUAUAUAUAAAACUUAGCACGUGUAAUUUAUUAUUUUUUCAUCAUAAUGCAGGGUAACUAUUACUGCGCAUAUUCAUUUGGGUCUUAAUUUAUUAGAAAUGUAGAGCAUCCAUCUAACCAUCCAUUCAUACUUCCAGCAAUGUGACUUUUUUCAUGUUUUUCCUAAUGCAAAAGUUCUCUGUGUGUGGUUAGUCCAUGAACUCAUGGCAUUUUUUAAUACAUCCAGUACUUUUAAAUUACACACACACACAUAUAUAUAUAUUUAAAAAAUUAAGAAAACCCACAAGCUUUGGGGGGAGGGGGACUAAAAAAAGCACAUUACAAUGUAUCUUUUCACAAACGAACUUAACAGUGGUCCUUGGUGAGAUGGAAUAUUGACGACUUAUGCCGUGUAGCCUUUCCCUUGUGGUGCAUCUGUGGUUUGGUAGAAGUACAACAGCAACCUGUCCUUUCUGUGCAUGUUCUGGUCGCAUGUAUAAUGCAAUAAACUCUGGAAAUGA
This is a messenger RNA of Heterocephalus glaber (naked mole-rat), 1956 nucleotides long. RefSeq names its product homeobox D10 (gene Hoxd10). Gene Ontology annotation, molecular function: DNA-binding transcription factor activity, RNA polymerase II-specific; RNA polymerase II cis-regulatory region sequence-specific DNA binding. Gene Ontology annotation, biological process: regulation of transcription by RNA polymerase II. Gene Ontology annotation, cellular component: nucleus. NCBI's taxonomy places the organism in Eukaryota, Metazoa, Chordata, Mammalia, Rodentia, Bathyergidae. The record is from RefSeq and is a predicted model, not a curated record.